CUUCAUUCUUCCAGCAUCACAUCAGACAAAAUGAAAGUCCCCGACUACGCCUACAACAAAACCGCUGACCUCCUCUCCAUCAAAACAUGGCAAUACCUCGCCAUCAGCACCGGCAACCUCUCCGCCAUUUUCCUCCACCUCAGCUUCGUCCUCCCCGGGAACCUCCCACCCACCAAACCCUGGUGGACAGCCGAGCGCUACCAAGAGCACUACAGCGCACACAUCAAAGGCACCCAAGUAGGCGCCAUCUUCAUGAUGCUCGGCGGCGGCCUCUACCUUCCCUACAGCGCCGCCAUCACCAAACGCAUGCGUCUCAUCCCCGCCCUCGAUCCCAUUCUCCCCGACCUAGUUCUCGUCUGCGGCGCCGCCGCCUUCUCCGCCUUCAUGCUCGCCGGCACGUUCCUGUCUGUGCUCACCUUCCGGGACUACGGCGCGGAGAUAACCCGCAUGCUCAACGAUCUAUACUGGAUGGCGGCGUUCCUACCCUGGCCGGCCUUCUGGGUGAAUCUCAUCACGCCGUUGGGGUUGGCUUUUGCGACGGGUAUUCAUAUUCAGAAGGAGGGGCCUAUGGCGUGGAAUGGGGCGUUGUCGUAUUGGGUGGGUUUGGCGAUGUAUGGGAUUCAGGUUUCGUAUGAUUGUUUGGUUAUGAUGAAUGCGGUUCGGAGGGAGGGGACGUUCUAA
Messenger RNA from Aspergillus melleus, 681 nucleotides. RefSeq lists its product as uncharacterized. NCBI's taxonomy places the organism in Eukaryota, Fungi, Ascomycota, Eurotiomycetes, Eurotiales, Aspergillaceae. The transcript has a single exon. The coding region runs from base 31 to 681 and encodes 216 amino acids. The record is from RefSeq and is a predicted model, not a curated record.